Arabidopsis lyrata subsp. lyrata is the source of this 3201-nucleotide messenger RNA. RefSeq lists its product as uncharacterized. The transcript is spliced from 7 exons. Bases 907 to 3084 code for a protein of 725 amino acids. Lineage: Eukaryota; Viridiplantae; Streptophyta; Magnoliopsida; Brassicales; Brassicaceae. The record is from RefSeq and is a predicted model, not a curated record. Gene Ontology annotation, cellular component: nuclear pore.
GAAAUACAUAAAUUUAACGUAUAUAAAAUAAGGAACCGCGGCCAAAAAAUGUGGUAAAACGUCUUCUUGGGAAGAUGACGACCUGUAGGUGUAACCGAUUCAUCCUAUAUUGAUUAAACUAAUCACCGACCGAUCCAGAGAGAUAGAAAAAGACGUAAUCCUCUUUUAAACCCGAUCGAGUCACACUCACAAAAACAAUAACUGUUGUUAUUCCCUUAAAAUCCUCCCAUUCUUCUCUUAAUUCUCUGCUCUUUUCUUGAUUCCGACUCAAAUCACCAAACUUGGAUCUCGCACCGGUUUCUUUGUUUCAGGUAACAUUCAUUGCAUCAUCAUCACUCACAGAUUUCUCCAAUUUUCAUUUAUGCAUCAUCAUUGUUAGCUUCAUCAAUCUCAUUAGAAUCCGAUCAACAGAGAGAGACAGAGUCUUUUUUGUGUGUGUGUUGAAUUAAGUAAUGGUAAGACGUGCUCAUAUGUUGUUAAUGCCCCCAUGUGUCGUGGUUAGCGGCCAAAAAAAAAAAAACUUGUAUGCAACUUGAGUUAAUUAUUAAUACUAGCUAGUAUUUUAAUGAGUAUAGUAGUAUAUGAAUAGUGGGAUCUCAUGAAUGAAUGAAAUGUUUGUUUGUCUGUGAGGAAACAUCUGUUGCUGUCACGAGUUAAAACCAAGCUAAUAAUGUCCGUAAAGUGUGAGCAACCUUGUGCUCUCAUGUUCUCUUGCUUGCUUCUCAAGAUUAUUAUCAUCAUGAUGAAUAUCUCAGCCUUCUUAUCUUAUCCGACUUUUCUUUUUUUUGACUAAGACAAUAAAGUUUCUUGCUUUCUUCUGCAGAAUGUGAUUUUGAGAAUCUAGUUCAACUUUAUUGUUAGUCUCUGCAGAGAUUUUUCCAGGUGGUUAUUGUGGAUUAGAAGGCGAUGAAGAGAUUCGAGAGGCCAAGAACUUCGACUCACUCGCAGCCAAGAACCAGUACCAAUUCAGCGAAGAAAGAUCAGAAACCGCGUAGUAGUAGUAAAGGGAAUGGUUUGAAACCGUUGAAUGCGGCUCAGCUGGUUUCCAGAGUUUUAGAUGCGACUGCUUCUGAGCCUUCAUCAAUAGCUGUAACUGAUUCAACUACUGGAUCAGAGUCUUCUGAAGUCUAUGACAAUGUGAAUGUGCAUUACAUGGAUGAUGCUAAUGAUAAAUCAAGAAAUGAUGGGAAUCUGGUGGAUUGUCAAGAAGAAGGUAAUGGUGAUGAAUCAGACACUGAAACAAACAAUGAUUCUGUGUUUUCUUCUCAAGGUGAUUUGUUUUCCCAUGAAGAUAAGAAAUCAGAAAGGCCAUCAAUGGUUUCCAAGAGCAAAAGCUCUCAGGAUACACCCUUUACAUCUAAAGGACGUACCAACAUUGGUGAUUCGGUUAGAUCUCGAUCCAAUACCUUCCACGGCUCUGCUAGAAAGACCGUAAGAUCAAGUAAAAGUCAGGCAAAAGCUUUGUCUGAAUUCUCAUCUUAUAGAAGCUCUGAAAACCACAGGGCUCUCUCUCCUGCUUCACCAGUUGAUUCCACGUCUUUUGAGGAGGCGAAAGAAGAUGAUGAGUUUGAAGAUGCCUUGAAUAGCGUUAAUAACACUGAAAGUGACAAUGAAACACUUGUGUACAAGGAGAACAAAAGGAGUGAAGUGGAGAAAGUCUUAGCUCAAAAGAUUGAGACCAUGGAAACUCGAAUCGAGAAACUUGAAGAAGAGCUGAGAGAAGUUGCUGCUCUUGAGAUGUCACUAUACUCUGUAUUUCCAGAACAUGAGAGCUCAUCACACAAGCUGCACAAACCUGCAAGAGACCUUUCUAGACUCUAUGCACUUGCUAGAAAAAAUCAGAGUGAAAACAAGUUAAUCUCAGUAACCAAAAACAUUGUGUCUGGUCUGUCCUUGUUGCUAAAAUCCUCUGGAAGUGAUGUAUCGAGGUUAACUUACUGGUUGUCCAACACUGUCAUGUUGCGAGAGAUCAUUUCACAGGAAUUUGGUGGCACAAAUCUAAAAGGACUAAAUUCUCUUGAAGAAGAUUGGACCAAUGUGAGAACUCUGAUAGUGGCAUUAAGAAGAGUUGAAUCAUGUUUAUUUACCCAAGCAGUUGAAUCUAUAUGGUCACAGGUAAUGAUGGUUCAUAUGAGACCUCAAGGAGUAGAUUCGACGAUGGGUGAAAUGAUCGGUAAUUUUUCAGAACCAGCAACAUGUGACCGGUUACAAGAGAGCUUUUCUGUUAACCUAUGGAAAAAGGCUUUUGAGGAGGCUCUUCAGCUGCUCUGUCCUGUUCAAGCAACAAGGCGUCAAUGUGGUUGUUUGCAUGUAUUGAUCAGAAUGGUAAUGGAGCAAUGCAUUGUAAGACUUGAUGUGGCUAUGUUCAAUGCUAUUCUCCGUGAGUGGGCUCAUCAGAUACCGACAGACUCUGCCUCUGAUCCCAUUGCUGACUCAAGAGUUCUGCCAAUUCCAGCAGGGGUUUUGAGCUUUGAAUCUGGGGUGAAACUAAAAAACACGAUUGGCUACUGGUCGAGAUUGCUGACAGACAUCUUUGAGCUCGAUGUUGAUCAUUCUUCGGAAAAGGAGCAACAAAUGCAAAGAGGAGAUGAGACAUUUAAACCUUUCCAUUUGCUCAAUGAACUGAGUGAUCUCCUUAUGCUUCCAAAAGAAAUGCUUGUGGAUAGUUCCACCAGAGAUGAGGUCUGCCCAUCAAUUGGCCUGAGUUUGAUAAAAAGGAUGUUAUGCAAUUUCACCCCGGAUGAAUUUUGCCCGUACCCUGUUCCAGGAACUGUUCUUGAGGAACUCAAUGCUCAGAGCAUACUUGAGAGUAGAAGCUCAUCUGGAGAUGCAACUAGAUGCUUUCCUCGGCAAGUCAAUCCGGUUUCAUAUUAUCUCCCUUCUUGUAGCCACUUGACAGACAUUGUUGCAGAGUUCAGUGUCACACUUAAGCUUUCUAUGACACAAAAAAAAGGAUACAGCCGCAACGAGGAGGUAGAAACAUCAAGAUCUCCUCCAUACUACAACAUCCUUAAAGGGGCUGAAGAAAAGGAUACCAUCAAUUUUUCUCAGACUAACGAAAGAUACAGACUCCUUGGAGCCUAAACCUGGCUUAAAUGACCAGAAAGCGCCUGCAGAAAUUCAAAGCUCAUUGGGAAGUACACUCAAAAUCCAAUUCUUAUUAUCCUUGAACAUCAAAUGACCAAUGUACAUUAAUACAUA